Molecule: messenger RNA, 4489 nt
Organism: Hypanus sabinus (Atlantic stingray)
Lineage: Eukaryota; Metazoa; Chordata; Chondrichthyes; Myliobatiformes; Dasyatidae
Gene: akap17a
Product: A kinase (PRKA) anchor protein 17A
Exons: 5
Coding region: 293-2461 (722 amino acids)
Source: RefSeq, a predicted model, not a curated record
GCAGGGAAAGCCUGAUAUUUUCGUCGCCGGGUAACGUUGCUUUCUAUUUGGACAACACUCCUGAGAGCGGUAUCCACAAAAAAUACAUAAAACCAUGCUCAAAUUAUGCAUGUAACUCUUUAAAUGGAAUAGAGCUGGAGUUGCGAGUGGUAGUUGACCGGAUUUGGGUCCUUCCUGAAGGGAGUCGCAGCCUGCAGGGCGCCAGGCGACAGCGUUGCGCUUUUGGGAAGAGGUCGGAGCCCGGAGCAAAAAGUCUCCGUGUCAGGACAGCGAAUUACUCUGACCUGUGUUGAUGAUGGCCGCUACAAUUGUACAUGAUACCUCAGAGGCUGUGGAGUUGUUUGCCCCACAAGGACUGUACCUGAAGCCGAUCGCUAAGCUGACCAUUAGUGUCUCACUUCCUCAGCUGAAACAGCCUGGGAAAUCCAUAUCAAACUGGGAGGUGAUGGAGAGACUCAAGUGCAUGGUUCAUCCUGAGCAGUUCGCCACGCUCCGCGUGUCCAAGAGCACAAUGGAUUUUGUUCGCUUUGAAGGGGAAGUUGAAAACAAGAACAUGGUGAAAAAUUUUCUGUCUAAGCUGGAUGCCAAAACUAUUAAACUCAGUGGCUUCACGGACACUUUAAAGGUACGAGCAGCUGAGGUAAAAAUAGACUUUCCAACCCGUCACGACUGGGACUCCUUCUUCCGUGAUGCCAAAGACGUAAAUGAGACUUUACCAGGGGAGAGGCCAGAUACCAUCCAUUUGGAAGGAUUGCCGUGCAAAUGGUUUGCAGUGAAGAACUCUAGCUCAGAAAAGCCCAGUGACUUUAUUCUGCGCAAGGUGUUUGAAACCUUUGGCAAGAUUCGCAAUGUGGACAUCCCAAUGUUGGACCCUUACAGGGAGGAAAUGACAGGGAAGAAUUUCCACACCUUCAGCUUUGGUGGCCAUUUGAACUUUGAAGCCUAUAUCCAAUAUCAGGAAUACAUAGGGUUUGUAAAAGCAAUGGAUGCCCUGAGGGGAAUGAAACUAUUGUACAAAGGUGAUGAUGCAAAGGCAGUAGCCUGUAGCAUAAAGGUGACAUUUGACACGACAAAGCACCUAAGCGACUCGUCAAUCAGGAGGAGACAGAUGGAGCGACAGAAGCUGCAGGAGCUGGAACUACAGCGAGAAGAGCAGAAGCGGCGUGAGAAAGAGGAGGAAGAGCGACGAAAAGAUGAAGAAAGGAAACAGAGAGAGUUUGAAGAGCAGGAGAGAGAAAAGAAGAGAGAGGAAAAGGUCAGAAAGAGGGAGCAAAAGCAGAAGGAGCGGGAGGAGCGGCGGAAUGUGCGUAAGCUGCAGCGGGAGGAGCAGAAGAAACUGCAGGAGAAAAUAGCUCUGGAGGAAAGAAAACUCCUGUUGGCACAGAGGAACCUGCAGUCUAUCCGCCUUAUUGUAGAGCUACUCAGCAGAGCCAAGGUUGGUAAACAGCAAGAACUGGAGGCACGUCAAGUGGAAGCUGCCCGCCUCCAGCGGUUGGAAGAAAAGCGGCGGCAGCAAGAGGCUGAGCUCAGGCGGGUCGAGGAGGAGAAAGAACGCGUCGUGGAGCUUCAGCAGAAGGAGAAGGAGCUGAGAGAGAAACUACUGGAAAACCUCAAGCGGAAGGAGAGUGAAAAUCAGCAGAAGGAGGUGUCAAAGCCCAGCCAAGCAGGCCAAGUAACUCACAAGAAGUCUAUAGUUAGUGUAUCCCCCGUAUUGGCAGCUGCUAUUGCUACACCUGCUCAGGCUGGUACCAGUCGGACUGUAAGCCAUGAUGCAGUCGUGCAUAGCAAGAGUGUGCUGCUCGAUAAGGAUGUAAAUGGGCACACUGAUGCGGCUGAAAGGUAUGUCAAUAAUUUGGAUCAGGCCCAACCUCAAAGGAAUACAAUUUCUGCCGAUCGCCGAAGUGGUGACAAGUGUGCGCAGAACGAGCAGUGUGCCGCCGCGGUGGCUAAUAGUCAAGGACUUUCUUCACAAGAAUGCUGUGGUAAAAAGAGUAGAUAUCAGAAUGGCCCCAGCCACAAGGAGAGAGAGCAGCAAAGCGACUCUAUCAGUGCUGAAACCCGCCAGUUUCAAAAGGACCCUAACAAAGGAGGCAACUCCCGCAAGAGCAGCAGCAGUAGCAGCGAGCAUAGCAGGAACUGGAGGGACUCGAGCAGUGACAGUAGCUGCCGCCAUCGUGAAUGGAGUCGGCACCAGUCCCGCUCGAGGAAGGACAGUGGCCGGCAUGGCAGGGAGCAGGGCCGCAGUCGUCGUGACUCCAGCCGUGAGCGGAAGCGGUAUAAGAGCAGGGAGCGGGCCAGUGGCUGGCGGGCUGCCAGCCGGGAGAGGAACCCGAGCGGGGAGCAGGGGCGCUGGCGACCCAGCUCGAGCAGGGAGCGGGCCCGUCACCGGAAAAGCACGAGCAGGGAGCGCAGCCGGCACCGCAGAGACUCCAGCAGGGAGCGCAGCCACCAUCGGAGGUAGUCAGGCCAGCCACAGGAUAACAGCAGAGGGCAACAGGCUCAGCAAUUCAGAGGUUCAGAUGAACCAUGGACAAAUUAGUUUGCAAACAUUGUAUGGUAAAAUUGUUGUGUGAGAUAAAACUAAACCAUAAAGACAAGUGCCACUUGGAUUGAUAGUUUGCAUUGAAGAAGCCUUCUUUGUUUUGGUAGGAGGGGCCAAAAUUGGAAAAACAUACAAUCAAAGGUUCAGCAAAUUGUAAUCUAACAUGGGAUAACACUGUACUUCACAGAAGCUGGCUACAAUUACAAGAUUGACAUUUCAAUCAUUUGGCAUUUACAAUAUGAAAUCUCCCUGGUAGAAAUUCCAAUCUUAUAGUAUAAAUCUGAUGACCUUUCAAGUUUUAUUUGCAAAUUAUUACUGUCAGAGAGUGUACAUAGUGGCUGUGUUGUGGCAAGCAGGUGGAUAAGGCAUUUAUUCUCUGGUGAAUUUUAAUUAGUGCUGUAUAUAAGAAUGUUUUGUAAUCUCUUGUAUACUGCUGUACAUGCUGUAUUCUAAUUAUUCCACAUCUUAAAACACAGUUCCUUAUUGUUAAUUAAACACUUAAUUUAUAUAAGUAGCAACCAGAAAAAUUAAUGGCAAACUUGUUUUAAAGGGGCACCUAAAAUUGUUGUCAGGAUGUCUUUCAGUAUUUCUCAUGCAUAUUGUAGGUUUUAGAAAUGUUACCACUUAAAUCUUAGUUCCUGCCUUCCAUUAACGGACAUUGUUACUAAUUGUAAAGGUGAUAGUAUGGCCACAAUCACAGUUGCAACUCUGACAAUUGGUGUAAGAAACAACAUUGUGAAGUACAAUUAUAAGAAGCUGCAAGGGAGAGCAAUCGGCAUCAAGAACCACUAUGGGUCAAAGCCCAUUUUAAUGACCCAUAACAUAACAGGUGAAACAGGAUUUUGUACCAGCAGGUUUCUGACCUAUUAUCUGAUUCAUUGUACAGCAAUUGCUGAGAAGGGAAAGUGGUGGGCCAUUUAUGAAUGGCAACGCUUCAUCAUGAAUCCAUUGUGCAUCUGAUUCAUGUGGUGUCUAGAAAGCAUCAUAUGAUCUCCAUUGUAUCUUUUCAAUGUAAAGAAAUUUGAACCAGAGGGCAUCAGACUCAACGAUUCAGAGGUUUACGCGAACCAUGGGCAAAUGUACAAUACUGUGCAAAACUCUUAAGCACAUGUAUAUAGCUAGGGUGGGCAGAAGGGACAACUUGGGUGGGAAAAGUACAUCUUCUUCCCCUGCCAUUUCCUCUCCCAUCAGCAAUUGCAUUGAUCUUGCUGGAAGAUUUCCUUAAUGAUACAAGUGUGCUCACUUUGGUUGUUCUACUCUUUUUCCUUUAUUUUGCUGCAGUCAGUGGGAAAAAAAGAUUGAAAACUGCAGCAAACAUAGGUCAAAACCAGUUCUGAAUCACACUUGCCAAAGGUGUGUCUCGAAACAACAAAAAACCUUUGAAAUUCCUAAUUUUGCUCUAUCAAACUCAAUGAUAUUAAACGCAGAAAGAUCCAUAUUAGAACUAGAGCUUAAGAAGCUAUAAAUAGUUCUCUGGGUAGAAAUAAAGGGAAAAAAAUAGGGUGUCCAAAAGAAGUUUUGUCUGGUUCCUGAAUAACAAUAACACAAUGAGAGCUUUACUUAUGAUUGUAUUUAGGAUUACACUUUAAAACAAAGUUAUUUCAGUAAUUUGAUAGCAGAAUAAAGAGCAUUGUGCUCUGAGACUUUAAUUUUAAAAAGAAAAAGCCCAAUCCUUUGUUUUUAUCUUGAAUGUUGAGCUUGUUAAAUGCUGUAAUGCAUCAUUUUGUUUUCAGUGGUGUGCAUUUCCUGUUCUGUAUAAAAUUCCUCAUUGAGAGUUGUGUAAUAAAUGCUGUUUCUGUUUCCAAUUGUCUCUUUCCUAUCAUUUGCUAAAUCUUCAACGUUUGCUUUUAUUCCCACCAAAUUUCUAAAAAAAAAUUGCCCUAUAUUUAUUUGUUCUAUCAACUGUCAAUCAUUUGCAUCAUUUAGUAAAAAGUUUUUUGAAAUGCC